UUGUAUCAUUCGCGAUGUAGCCGAACGCAGGGUGCAUCCAAGCGGUCUGUGAUCUAUAGCGAAACGACUAUGAACGUGUAAUGAAUUACAUGCAUGCAGAUGUUGUCUCGUCCAUUAUGUAGAAAUAUUGUGGACAACAUAAGAAGACGUUUUUGUUUUUCUCCUUCAGAUUCGGUUUGAUGCUAGUACAACCGGUAAUCAUUUACCAGCAGAGAAUGUGUUUUUAAUUCCUUUAUAUCUGGGACUUGGUUCACGUCUCGACUCUCUGGAUGGUGUGUACUUCAGGUCGCGUUUUGCGAAGGACGCUGUCCGCUCAGUACCAUUGAUGCACCCUUUCCAGAGGUGUAACGCUGUGAGACAUCUUCAUAAUCUACGAACUGUUCUCUGAAAAGGAAACCUCUUUCCUGUGCCAGGCGAUUAUGAGGAGAGAUAAGAGGUUGAACAGGGGCUGAGCUGCAGAGCUGCCUGGCAGGAGUGGCGGCACCUGGGAUGCUUCUGUGGACUUGAACUGACUUACAGCAUUAGGUCAAGCACAAUGCCCCCAAUUACUUUUCAGGAUCUUCCAUUAAACAUCUAUAUGGUCAUUUUUGGCACUGGAAUCUUUGUGUUUGUACUCAGCCUUAUCUUUUGCUGUUACUUCAUCAGCAAACUGAGACAUCAGGCACAGAAUGAACGGUUUGGCUACAAGGAGGUUGUGUUGAAAGGAGAUGCAAGGAAAUUAAAUCUUCAUGGGCAGACCUGUGCUGUUUGCCUGGAAGACUUUAAAGUGAAAGAUGAGCUGGGAGUGUUGCCAUGCCAACAUGCCUUUCACAGGAGGUGUUUGGUGAAAUGGCUAGAAGUUCGAUGUGUGUGUCCAAUGUGCAACAAACCAAUAAGAGGACCACAAGAGCAGCCACCAAGCAUUGGGACGCUACUUGAUGAGCUGGUCUGAUUGUUGAGGCUCUGGCAGACUACGCUUAAAAGACACACAGAGAAAUAAUACUUCUAGAUGCACACAGCAUCACUCUUGACUUGGUGCACCACCAAUUUAGUGCUCUGCUUUGGUGACUUUUUCCUUUCCACCUCCUUCCAUUCAUGGAUUAUCAGAUCUCAGUCUCGUAAAAGUGGUUUGAAUGUCUUUCCUUCGAAGGAGGUGUCUGAAUAGUAAGCAGCAAUGCCAGUUAGAGUUCCUGCUCCAAACAGACUGGCAGGACAACUAAUGCUAUGGCCUAUGUGGUCCUGGGAUUGUGGCCUGGGAUCAUCUCUACCUCCCACUUUUAAAUAUUCUCUCAAACCAAGGUUGGCCUUCAGCAAUUGAGGAAUUUGUAAAUCCCUAACUUCUGCCAACUCCUGAAUCAGGGGAGUUUUUCAAAGUCUACAAUAGAGAUUAAGAGUGAAAGUUCAUUCCCUAUUUCACUCACUAAAAGUUACUUUUUGUGAAGCUCAUGCUUUUGACAACUGAAUGCAUUAUGUUUAAAAUGAAAAACUAAUGUCAACUUUCACCAAGCUUUAUGGGUCCACCUUUAAAAAUUAUUAAACCUGUAAAACACCCCACCACUUGACAUUAUUGUCCAAAGGUGUGUUUUACAAAGCAGUUGACAGAUUAACUAGUGAUCCUGGCAAAAUCUCACAUGUAAGUCAAUAAGAAUUGUGGUUGUCCUUAAAUACAUUAGGCAGAAUUACUCACAAAUGGUUUAGGUGGCAGAACACACUAACUUACAUUAAAAGAAAUUAAUCUUAGAAAUUAAAUUAAUCAAUAAAUCAAGUUUGAAUUAUAUCCAUUUGGUAUGUAAAGUUACUGAAAGCAAUUUUGACUUAAACAUGUACAUGCAACCACAGAAAAGCAACAACCCAAAAAAAAAUGUCAGCUCAUCUGAUUGUCUGUCACUUUGUCUCAAUGUAAUCCUAAUUAAGUUGAUUAAAACUCCUUCGAAAUGCACCUGUGACUUGCAGACAAAAAGCACUGUGGCACCAUUCAGUACAUGGACACUGUCACAGCAUCUGCAAUGGCUCUUUAUUUUGCAUUCACGUCUACUCCAUUCUGCUGUGCAUUUAAAAUUGGGUGAGAAAGUGACACUACUGCCAGUGUUUUUGUUUCUCACAAGAUAUGCUUUCUAUUAUGUACAUAAAACACUAUGUUUUAUAUGUGGAGGCUGUUAAUAGUUGUAUGUAUUUAAUAUUGAGGUUGAAUGGGGCGUUUUGCCCUUUUCUGCAGCUGCUGUAGAUAAUAUUUUUGUAUAUAAUGCAGUUUUUUGAUGUUAAUUCCAGUUUUGACUAUUUUGACACUUUGUACACAUU
This is a messenger RNA of Polypterus senegalus (gray bichir), 2277 nucleotides long. It is a transcript of the gene rnf122, whose product is annotated as ring finger protein 122. Bases 536 to 931 code for a protein of 131 amino acids. NCBI's taxonomy places the organism in Eukaryota, Metazoa, Chordata, Cladistia, Polypteriformes, Polypteridae. The record is from RefSeq and is a predicted model, not a curated record. The transcript has 7 exons.